Molecule: messenger RNA, 612 nt
Organism: Podospora bellae-mahoneyi
Lineage: Eukaryota; Fungi; Ascomycota; Sordariomycetes; Sordariales; Podosporaceae
Exons: 2
Coding region: 1-612 (203 amino acids)
Source: RefSeq, a predicted model, not a curated record
AUGGACGGAGGGUUUGACACGUACAGAGAUACCAGUAGGCCUAUCAACAACUCACCUCACAGGUACGAGAACUUCCGUAUCCCCGUGGGCCUCGAGACCGUUAACGGUUUGACCUACCUUCCCCCGGACCUGGUCAGAGCCAUCUCUACUGACCCGACGACACCGUUCUGGGGGCCGGGUUAUGAUGGUUUGGACAGUCAGCAGCCUGCAAGGAUACCAUGUCCUUGGUUCCAGAAGGAACACUCGCAAGUCAAGUUUACCUUUGGGUUCAAGACGGAGGAUGGUAGGAGGGAGGUGGUGAGAAUUGAGGUGCCGGUCACGGACUUGACAUAUGUGGUGUCAGAGACCGGGAAGAGUGAGCUGUGUGCUCUGGGGAUUGUUGGCACGGAUGAGCGCAAUGCGGCGCUGGGGACGGGGGUGAUGAAGAAGGGGUGCUGGGUGUUGGAUGCGAGUGAGAGGGUUGCGAGGGGGGUGAAUUGUGGGAGUGUGAUUCUUCAGUGGGAGGAGGGGAAGAGAUACGAGGGGAGAUGUGGGGAGGGAAGGACGGUGGGCGGAGGGCCUAGGAAGAAGAACGGGGCUAAAGAUGGGUAUGAUGGGGGGUAUCAUGAGUAA